Penicillium cinerascens is the source of this 537-nucleotide messenger RNA. RefSeq lists its product as uncharacterized. Bases 1 to 537 code for a protein of 178 amino acids. The transcript is spliced from 3 exons. The record is from RefSeq and is a predicted model, not a curated record. Lineage: Eukaryota; Fungi; Ascomycota; Eurotiomycetes; Eurotiales; Aspergillaceae.
AUGGAUGUCUUCCACGCAUACACAUACUCCACAGCCGGAUGGCUUUCCUUGCAGAGCUUGGCCUUGAUCACAGGUCCGAGCAUGAUAGUGUCCAUGCUACUGGAUGAGACUCGACCUGCUUCCUCUAUCGAGGUCUACCUUGCUCGGUGUCUGGGCUUCAGCCUUCUGACACUCGCUGUCUUGACCGCACUGCUCACGGGCUCGAUUCCUCUGACGAACACAACCUCAGAGGCCGUGACAACCGAGGACUCGGAUACAAAGGCGCCUUAUGCUCUGCCGACUCUGAUGUUGACUUCAGCGUUCCACGCUACAACUGGCCUUUAUGCAUACACCUGGUGGGUCUCCAGAGGCCAAGGGACAUUCCUCGUGGCGGUGACUAUGCACGCAUUCCUUGCCGCCAUUGGCCUGUGGUGUGUGCUUUUUGCGAGCAGUGAUGGCAAGAUCAGCCGUCGGACUGGCGCCGAUAAGAGGACUGCUGGGUUCCCAUUUGCCAAUUCGGAGGCUGCUAAGAAACACGCGGGCAAGAAGGGUCUCUAG